GGAGUAUCAAAGUGAGAGACUUAAGGAGGGUUUAUUAGUUGAGAAAAGUAAACUUUAAAAUGUUUGGAUAGUGCUACUAAUACUUUGAAUAGAUCUCCCGCUCCUCUUUUCUUAAACCGGUGUCCCCUUCAGCUCUCUCUCUCUCUCUCUGUAUCUUUCCUUCAAAUUUAUCCUACUCUGUCCCCACAAUCCUUAAAAUGGGGGCAUACAGAGCGGACGACGACUACGAUUACUUGUUCAAGGUGGUUCUAAUCGGUGAUUCCGGUGUUGGUAAAUCGAACCUUUUGUCCAGAUUCAGUCGUAAUGAGUUCAGCCUGGAGUCAAAGUCCACCAUCGGCGUUGAGUUCGCAACUCGCAGCAUUCGCGUCGAAGAUAAGGUCGUUAAGGCUCAGAUUUGGGACACCGCCGGCCAGGAAAGAUAUCGUGCAAUCACGAGUGCCUACUAUCGAGGAGCUGUUGGUGCAUUGCUGGUUUAUGACGUGACUCGUCAUGUGACUUUUGAGAAUGUGGAAAGGUGGUUGAAGGAGCUCAGAGAUCAUACUGACUCAAACAUUGUCAUAAUGCUUGUGGGGAAUAAGGCAGAUCUGCGUCACCUACGGGCUGUUUCCACUGAGGAUGCCAAAGCAUUUGCUGAGAUGGAGAGUACUUUUUUCAUGGAAACAUCUGCUUUGGAGUCCAUGAAUGUGGAAAAUGCCUUCACAGAAGUGCUCACUCAAAUAUACCGUGUCGUGAGCAGGAAAGCUCUUGAAGCAGGGGAUGACCAGGCAGCAUUGCCCAAGGGACAGACUAUUAGUGUCGGAAAUAAGGAUGAUGUUUCAGCAGUAAAGAAAGUUGGGUGUUGUUCUACUUAAAACAAGAACCAACCUUAUGUUGGAUGAUGUUCGUUCUUUUUGAGUUCAAAUUAUCAUGUGGCCGUGGUAAUUUCUCCUUUUCUGUACAAGGAAUUAACCACAUGAAUUGCUUAGCCGUGAGAGCUCUAGUUUACUGGUGCUCACGUCAGGAUUUGA
This is a messenger RNA of Nicotiana tabacum (common tobacco), 1007 nucleotides long. Its product is annotated as ras-related protein RABA1f. Lineage: Eukaryota; Viridiplantae; Streptophyta; Magnoliopsida; Solanales; Solanaceae. The record is from RefSeq and is a predicted model, not a curated record. Gene Ontology annotation, molecular function: GTPase activity; GTP binding.